Molecule: messenger RNA, 8001 nt
Organism: Botrytis porri
Lineage: Eukaryota; Fungi; Ascomycota; Leotiomycetes; Helotiales; Sclerotiniaceae
Exons: 14
Coding region: 1-8001 (2666 amino acids)
Source: RefSeq, a predicted model, not a curated record
AUGGGAGGAAAGGAUCAAAAGAACAAUAAGAAGGACGUUCAAUUCGUUCAUCACGUAGAGGAUUCUGCAUCUUCUGUUGCUUGUGACGAGACAACUCAGUGGGCGAAACCUUUAGUAUUGGAUAUAUCAAAUGUUAAAAUUGCCAGAUAUUAUGAGGGGAAGACAGACGAUGAAGAUGAAGAGGAAGGUGAUGAUAAUGAGACUCAAGACAAAUUGGAGGGAAUACCAGAGGAGCCAAUAGAAACGAAAGAAACAAGCGAUACCCCGCUGUCUGAAAGUGAGGAUGGAGAUCCACAUUCGGAGGAGGAAGAUAAUUCCAAAGAGGAAGGGAAUGAAGAUACACCUGACUUAAAAGAACAACCUCAGUCUCCCGAAAGCGACAAGCCCCCAUCGACGACAGGUGAAUUGACUGACUCGAAACCGAUAGAGUCGACCGCGACUCCGGAAGAAAGUCUAGCGAAGGAUGGUACAGAAGCAGGUAUGAAAACAUCUCAUAUCUUGGAGUACGAAGAUCAUCUUCACGUGUUUAUGAGCGCCACUCAAUUGACUUCAUAUUUCUAUACAAAAGAUAGCAUUAUUGAUUUUGAAACAGAACCGGAGCCAGAAUCGAAUCACAGUUUAGAGAUUCCUUCCGAUUCUACACCAGAAACGUCCGAUGACAUCCCUCCUUCCGUUCCAGACGCUCCACGAUUGAAAGACAUACGGGAUGACAGAUAUGCACUUAGUAAAAUAGAAACCCAUCCAUCGCAUCCGUCAAAUCAUACAGUUCGUUUCGCCGACGACAUUGCAUCAACAAGUUCCAAAUUAAAAGACAAGAAGAGCAAGAGGAGCAGUAAGGACAGGAAGCUACCUGUUCCCGAAGUUCCACGCAAACCCGAGUCUCUAUUGAGUAAGAUAAUUAAGAGGAGCAGGGAAAGUUCACGUUCUGCUGAUGAGGGACUACGAGUACCACCAGAAGUUCCCGACCCGCCCCUUCGGAAACAUGCUGAGCUCGAAAAACAUUCGAGGGGGGAGAAAAGGAAGGCAAAGGACAGGAAAGAGAAAGGCGACGCUAAGAAAAGUAGGAGCAAGGGAAUGGAUGUUUCUAAAAUGGCAUUAGUACCAAUUCUGAAACCUUCGCAACCAGCAAUACAGAGUGAUGAGUCUAUAUCAGCUGAAAACAAUGGUGAUGAAUCAGUCAAGGAGUCACAGCAAACUCCAGAUGUUGUUCAGCCAGUAUCAGAUCCAGACCCCCCACCUCCGCCAGAAAAUAGCCCAGGUGAGAAUAUAGAGGCCGAGGAAGUAGUACCUGUACAAGAGAACUUAUCAACACAACUUGAAGCACAUCCAGACAUCGAGGAGACACUAACCAGUGAUGUACCAGCUUCAGAUGACGUAAAGGAGGAGGAUGAAGAGGUUGCAAGCAUGCAAAACAACCAGGCAGUCUCCGAGGAACAUGCAGCUACAGAAGAGGCAUCCGUCACUGAUGUGCCAAUAGUAGAAGAUUUACAGGUUGAAGGUGGAGAUAUUCCGAGCACAGAAGACAAUCCUGCUGCCAUCGAAGAAUCUCAUGUUGAUGAGGAUAUACCUUUUACAAACGAAACGGUUGAAGUUGAGGAUGAUAAGCUCACUGCUGCAAAUGGGACGGAGAUUAAUGCGGAAGAGCCUGACAAUGAGGUUGUUUCGGAAGCUGCAGUGGAAAGUCCUAUCGAUGAAGAGGAAAGUCCUUUACCAGAUGAAAUUGAUUUACAAGAUCCCGAAGUGGCUGAAAAGAGUCCGAACAGCGAAGAUAUUUCAAUUGGUACCGAGGAGAUGUCAGCCCCUGGGGAAGAGGCUCCAGAACCUGUCGAAUCCACACCAACUGCCACCGGGGAAGAAAUUCCAAGCUCCUUGGAGACACCUACAACAAUCGAUGAGCCCCAACCCGAGGAUGAUACUCACUCUAGUGAUGAACCGGCUUCUCUGGAAGAAAGUACAAAGAAUGACGAGGAAGCACCGCCUCCCGACGAAGAUGUUUCCGGGGAAAACGUUGAAUCAGAUCCCCAAGCCGAACUUGAUGCGAACGAGAAACAAAUCGAGGAAGAAUCCUCUGAAGAAGCCUCCGAUCCAAUCGAGCCAGUAACGAUCGAAAGUGAUGUUCAAGACGAGGAAAAAGAAGAAUCUAAUGAAGUCAAUCAUGAGACUUUGGAUACUCCAGAAGAGAUUGUUCCGGACCAGCCAGGCACAAAAAAUUCAAUAAAUGAGCCUACUCAACCAAUCGAAGCCGAAACGCCUAGUCCUGAAGAAGCUGGACCCGAAAGUGUUGAAAUUCUCGAGGAGGUAAACAAUCAUACCGAUGAAGAGUCUAAGCCAAAUGAACCUUCUCCUCAACCAAGCGAGAACAAUCCGGCAGAAACGGGGCCUUAUAAUAUCGAUACCGAUUUUCUGACACCCGAGGGUCCGAUUGGGACUACCGAGACUAAUGAACUGGCAGAUCACGUGGGAGACUCUAAUGUCGAGGAUGAUGUCAUUCGGGAAUUAGCACAAUCAAGCAAUUCCGAUGACAGUCCAGCCGUUGAAAAUAACGUUGCGGGAGAUUCUACUGAGGAGAGUCCUGAAACAAGCCCAGAUACAGAAAGCGUUGAACUCAGCGAUGACGUCCUAGAUAUUCCAGCUACAAUCGAAAAGUCACCUGAGAGCCAAGAAGAUACCCUCGUUAACCCCGAAGUUCUGGAGCCUGAUACAAAAGUCGAAGAAUUGCCAAUCGAGAGCGAAAAUGUUCAACAAACUCCAGUAAAAGACGAAGCUUCGGACGAGAGUCAUUCGGAUGAUUCACAAGCCAUAAUCGAGGGAGAGUCAACACCAGAAACGUCUAUGGAAGAGGAACCUUUGGACAAGAGUAACCCGGAUGAUCCAGUAAAGGACGAAGCUCCGGAAGAGAGUAAUCCAGAUGAUUUACAAGCCAUAAUCGAGGGAGAGUCAACAUCAGAAGCGUCCGUGGCAGUUGAAGACUUGGCUACUGAUGCGGGAGAAAGCAAUGAGAAUCCAGAAAAUGAGGAAAGACCGAUUUCAAUUGAUCAACCCUCUAAGGAGGCAGAAAGUGUUCCAGAAUUACCGGAAUCUGAAGAGUGUCCAACGGAAAUUGAGGAAUCUCAUGAACCACAAGCGAAUGACGAUAUAACAAAACAACUCGAGAACGGCGCUGUACCGGAAGUGGUUCAGGAUGGCUCGGAGCUUGAAAAUGCCUCAUUAGGAGAUGUUGAAGAUGUUCAUAAGUCCUCCGAAGAUGACGAGAUAGCAGAUUUACUCAUGCCUGAACAAGACCCCGUAGUGACUGAGGAGACAUCAAAUCAUAUACCAAACUUGCCGACAGAAGAUGCUUUAGACAAGACGGAAACGAUCCAAAAAUCUCCAGAAGCCGCCCAAGUGCCUGAAACUGACAAUGAAACCAUUCCUGUCAAUACCGAAGAAACUUUAGAACAAGCAAGCGAGGGAUCACAAGUUGAAUCCGGAGAAGAACAGCCUUCCAAUGAAACUCAAGAAUUGCUGGCCAGCGAUGAACAGCAAACAGAAAUCCCUCAAGAUCCUCCUCAAGAUCCGAAUGAAAGUCUCGCACAAACAACCCCAGAUAACACCAAUCCCGAGCCAAUUGAAGAACCUCAAACCGAGCUGCUUUCUACCGAGCACGAUGACGAAAUCGAGGUGAGAGAGUUGAAGGAAUCCGAUCCAAUAGAAUCGGAAAACGAGGCAUCAAGUUGGGAUGGCGAAUCAAAUAAUGAAGAUUCGGAAUCCAAUAACGAGCACGAGGACGAAAACUCAUCUGUUACCGAAGAAAAUGGCCCUGAAACGGCAGGGAGUGAGGAGGAACACUUGCAUGAGACCGAAGAAUUGAAAGCUCCGAUUCUUAGCAGUGAAUCAAACGAAGUUCCUGUUCCUUCCUUGGACAAUGCACCUAAAUCAUUGGACGGAGAAGCUGAUGUUCAACUGGAUGAAACAGCCAAUAUCGAUAAUACCGAUAAUCCUAUCCCUGGAGAGGAACCCAUCGAGAGCAUCCCCGAGUCCGUAGAGGAGGACAAUCAACCAGCUAUAAUAGCUGCAGUUGGAGAUCCCGAUACUCCUAUUCACGAGGAAGAAUCUACCGAAGACCCGCAGCCAUCUGUCCCGGAAAACCUUUCCGAAAUGGUGGUUGAGAAGGAUGCUAUUCAGCCAAGCGAAGAUAUCGAUGUUGAAGAAGUUCACGAACCCGAAAAAGAAGUUAUCGAAAAUACAGAAGCCCCUGCUGUAGAAAUUCUUCCCGAAUCAGUCAGUGACGGAGAGAAACAUAUCGAGACUUCGGAAACCGACCCAUCCCCGGAGAUUGAAAAUCCUACCCAAGAGUUAGGUGAAGACUCUGAAACACUUGUUAUCGAAGGUGAUACUCCUGAGGCAGUCAUUGAGGAAGAAGAACCAGUACAUUCUGAAGAAGCAAUUCAUGACGAGGAAACAAAAGUUCCAGUGCCCGAGGACGAAUCUGACCAGAGCCCGGAUGCUCCUGCCGUGGCAACUUCCGAGCCAGAUAGCGAGGAACAUUCAGUUGAGACAACAGACAAUGUCCCUUCCCAGGAACCUGACAGUCAUGUUCCUGAGCAAGAGGCACUUGAGGUGCAAGAACUUUCCGUCAAUGAGGAUAAUGAGCCCGAACUAGUUGUGGAUGACGAAGAACCAAUUCAGCCCGAGGAAACCGUCUCAAAUGAAGAUCCCAACCUUCCAGUCCAUGAAGAACAACCAGUUGGAGCGCAUGAAUCUCCUGCAGCCCCGGAAGAGGUAGAGAACGAUGAUAUCACUGGUGAUGCUGCUGCGAUCACAGAAAACGAGACCCAAAGCAUUGAUGACCCCCAACCGCCCGCCGAAGAGGAAAAGGAGGUUAUUGAAAAUGUGGAAGCUCCAGUCGAACCAGAACCUGUUCCCAUUGAUGCUACACCUGUUGAGACGGUAGAAGAUAAAGAAACAUUGGUGGAAGCGCCCGAAGAGGAGGAGGCUCUAGAAAAAGAUGCUGAUGCCGAGUCAACACCAACGGAGACUAAUCCAAUCGAAGAGCCUUUGACUGAAGAAGUUCCUGCUGAAGAUACCCUUGCUGAGAAUCCGCUUUUAGAAGAGCCCGCUACUGAAAUUCCUCACAUUGAAAAACCUGCUACCGAUCCAAUCCAGGAAAGUCCAGUUGAACCCGAACCUGAGCCAACACCAAGCGAGCCUAUUACCGCUCCGGAAGAAUCAGCUCCGGAAGAAUCUCUUAUAGAACCAGAAGCCAAUCCUCUAAAUCGAGCCUCCCCAGAAAAUAUCAAGCUCAUAGAUUUCUCUCCAACAGCCAACGAUCCCCCUUCACAGCCUGUGGUUGUAGAAGAAAUUUCCCCUGAACCCGCCCCGGUUGAUACUUCUGAGGAACCACUGAUUGAAAGCAAUCCCGAGCCAGAGAGCGUUAAGACAGAAAUUCCUAUUGAACCCAGCCCAAUCAUAAAAACUCCCCAGGCACCUCUGAGCCCUGUUGAAAAUUUGGAGGAUGGGGAACAAGCACCGUCUGAAUCUGAACCUACGCAACUUGAUGUCGUUGAACCAACUGAGGAGAUCCAGGGCGAGGAACAGCCUGAGGUUGUUGAGCCAAUAGAGGUUGCAGAAGAUCUGGUGGCUCAAGAAACGGAAGAAUUGGCCGUUGAGCAAGCUGAAGAGGUUGCGGCUCAAGAACUCACCGAAGAAUUGGCCGUUGAGCAAGCUGAAGAGGCCGUGGCUCAAGAAAUACUCCCUGAGGAUGAGGUUGAUGAAUCAAUCAACAAACCCACGGAAGAAAUUGACGUUCAAGAACUUGCUGGAGAGCCAUCUGCCGAUCAACCCCUUGAAGAUACCACUAGCGAGUCGCCAAUCCUCGAUCAAUCUACAGUUGAGACCGCCCAAGAUCCGGUUGUCCAGGAACCAACCAUCGAUACAUCGAUUGAAGAACCCGUCGUCGAAGCCGUCCAGGAACCAGUAGAGGCAUCCAGUGAGCCGGAUCUUGAACAACGUGUCGAAAAUGUCCAGGAACCAGUAAUGGAGGCAGUUGGUGAACUGGAUCUCGAACAACCUGUCGAAGAAAUUGGCGUUAUGCUGCCGAAUGAAGAGCCCGUCGCUCUAGUGGCUGAACAACCGAUUGAUGAGACAGUUAUUGCGGAAGUACCAGCUUUAGAAGAGCCAGUGAUAGAGGGCAUUGUUGUGGAACAAACUACGGAAACCAAAGAGGCACCCGAGGAAUCCGUCCAAGAUCUAUCAUCUGACCCGGCUGCAGUUCCAAUAGCAGAAGAAGUCCCUGAGGUUGAAGAAAUCCUACAGGAAGUCAUUGAGGAGACCCUUGCUCCCUCAGAUCCCAUACAAGAGCAAAGCGAGUCUCCAAAGGAAGUCGAAGACUUUGAGGCUGUUGCUCUUGCUGGACUUGCAGGUGCAGCCGCGGCCAAGGUCUUGGACGACAAGGGAAAUGAGACCCCAAUAGCUAAUCAGCCUGUGGUAAAUGAGCCGGAACGCAUUGAAAAUCGCGAGGAUAAAGGAGCCGAGUCUCCUUCAAAAUCGGAUAAAGACAGGCGCAGACACAGGAGCUCGAGGCAUCACUCAUUCAGUAACCAUAACUCAACCAAAUAUGGUGAAUAUCCACCUUCCAGCAGACCAGAAGAACAGCCAAGACGCCGAAGACAUUCUCACAGUCACAGAACCAGUGGCGGAACUAGUGAUAAAGAAGAUGAUAAAGAAAAUUAUCGUAGUCGCAGAUCUAGUCAGAAGGGAGAUGAUAGAGAGCGACCAGAACGGGCUCAUCGCCGACGAUCUAGCCACAGGGAAGACGAGCCCGAGCGUUCUUAUCGACGUAGGUCUGGCCGUAAAGAAGAAAGGGAGGAUAAAGAGGAGCCAACCCGUGGUACUUCUCCAGCAAAGCAAUCUCCAGAUCGUCGAGAUAGUGCUAUUGAGGGUGUGGGCGAUGAACGUGAACGUCGCCGACGCCAUCGUAGAGACCGCAAUCGAGAGGAGCAAGAAGAGCACGACCGGAAAAAGGAGGAACGCCGAGCAGCUAAAAGAGAGGCAGCAAUCAAGGCUGAAGAAGCCUUCAGAGCAGAAGAAGCCCUAAAGGCUGAGGAAGAGGCACGAAAAGCUGAGGAGGCACUGCAAAAGAAAAAAUCCGAAUCCAUUCCGUUAUCCGCCGUUCCAAAGCGAUCAAGAUCACGAAGAGAAAGCAUUUCAAAGUCAUACUCAGUCACUCCCCAUGAAAGUGACGGUAUUCGAUCCCGACUUCUCAGUCUCAAGAAGCGUGUUCAAAGCGAAGUUACCAGUCCAUUCAUAGCAAACGACGAGCCACAUAUCAAGGAGAAGCUUACCCCCGUCACAAGCUCCAGAAGGGAUUCCAUCGUUGACGAGCCAGGCCCACCUCAGUUCGACGUUACACCAGAACGUCCAAAGAUGAGUUCUAAUACGAGAAAAUCAUCUCGGUCAUAUCCACACCAUUCUCACUCGUCGUCUCGCAGAGAGUCUGAACGAACUUAUAGUUCCAGGAAAGAGCCAAGUCGACGAGAUUCUACCAGGGAGAAGUAUAAGACGGAGGAGGAGAAGGAGGCAAGAAGAGCUCGCAGGGAGAUGAAAAGACAAGAAAAGCUUGCCAAGGAAGAAGCGGAAGCAGAAAAUAAACUCCAAAGAGAAAAGGACGAUGAGUUGAGGCGUCAACAUCGUGAGGAGAGACGAAGAAGGCGAGAAGAAAGGGAUAUCGAGGAACGAGAGGCCAGGAAUCGAGAACUGGAGGAAAAAAGUGAUAAAUCAUUGGAACCAUUCCCCGAAAACGAUGUCGACAACGGAGAAUCCAAACCUAACUCGAGGCCAGUUACUCGGGAAAGACGACCGACGAGACAUCAUUCGAAUUCUUAUAGUUCACGAGGCUCUCGUCCAGAGAUACCCAUAUCUCGAGGCUCUCGUCCAUCGGAAAAGCCAGCGGAAAAACCAAAGAAUGCUUUCAAGAGCUUUAUGACAUUGGGGAAAAAGGUCUUUGCUUCGGAAAAGCAUUGA